AUGUACUUCUUUCUCUUAAACUUGUCUCUCCUGGAGACCUGCUUCAUAUCUUCCAUCGUCCCAGUGAUCCUGAGGAACCUGCUGUCCCAGAGUAAAGCUAUUUCCUUCUCUGGUUGCAUCAUCCAGUGUUUCUUCUAUUUCUUCCUAGGUAUAACAGCAUUCACCCUCUUAUUUGUCGUGUCCUUUGAUGGCUGUUUAGCCAUCUACAACACACUGCGCUACCCCACUCUAAUGAACAGCAGAGUGUGCAUUCAACUAGUGCUUGCUUCUUGGUUAGAAAGUUUCCUUCUUUUAAUCAGCCCAGCCAUCAUUUUAUGUAAGCGGCCAUACUGUCACUCUAAUGCCAUUGACCAUUUCUUCUGUGAUGCUGAGCCUCUCUCAAGACUCUCUUGCGCCGAUACCAGAAUCAUGGAGGUAGCAAACUUUCUGAUGGCAGAGGCUAUGUUACUGGGCUCAUUAAUGCUGAUGACACUGUCCUACGUUUACAUCAUGGCCACUGUACUGAGGAUCCCAUCUGCCUCGGGGAGAUGCAAGGCCUUCUCUAUAGGUGGUGCUCACAUCACGGUGGCCUCCAUCUUCAUGCACGUCAGACCCUCACAGGCACGUUCCUUUGAUAUCAAGAAAGCUGCGAAUGUGCUGACCACCGUUGUAAGAUGGAUUCAGUUUGCCAUCUUAGUUUUCCUUUAG
Terrapene triunguis (Three-toed box turtle) is the source of this 687-nucleotide messenger RNA. RefSeq names its product olfactory receptor 6M1-like. The record is from RefSeq and is a predicted model, not a curated record. Gene Ontology annotation, molecular function: olfactory receptor activity. Gene Ontology annotation, biological process: G protein-coupled receptor signaling pathway. Gene Ontology annotation, cellular component: membrane. The transcript has a single exon. NCBI's taxonomy places the organism in Eukaryota, Metazoa, Chordata, Testudines, Emydidae. The coding region runs from base 1 to 687 and encodes 228 amino acids.